AUGACUACACAAACGGCACCGGUAAUCCCGCCUCGACCGUCAAAGUCACCAAAUGCUCAUGCCAUCUCUGCCACCUCCAAUAUACCAAAGAUUCCACCGCGUCCCGUAAAUCGGCGCGUCGAACGAUCCGUUUCCCCCGCGCGAGAUAGCUAUGCUCCCUCACCGUUGAACGAGAUGCCCAACGGGCCGAACAUGAGUCGCGUCGGAAGCGACCACUCUCAUCGUCCCCCGAGCGUGACAAUACCGUCCCUUGGCCAGGAGGGCAUUGAGUAUGCGGAGUUGGAUAACCUGGCCGCAGAGCAGCAACAUCAGGCGGCGAUGGAGACGAGGAACGUCGGCAGUGAUCUCAAGCUGCAUGCUCCCAAGCCCUCCUUGCCCACGUCUAGCGCCAAGGCCAAGGUCCAGGCUGUCACUCGCACCGAUUCUCAGCAGGCUGCUGCAGCGGGUUUUGGCAGGUCUGACGACGACUCAGAUCGCCGUCCCCGUUCUCUAUAUUCAAAGAAUAGCGGUUCUCGCGCACAAUCGACAGCAUCCAACGGGACAGAACGUCGCUCCUCUGUCACGGAUGAACAGGGCAUCCCAGAAAUCGGGCAGAGGGUCCCGAUGUAUCCCAACGCGGGUGAUGUGCAGGCACCAUCCCCAAGCCCAUAUAUUUACCCUGCUGGCCAAGGAUCAGCCGUUUCUGUAGGGUCUGGUGGUUCCCUACGUACGGGCCGCAACCACCAACGCACCAAGAGUGGCCGAGAGCUCUCCGCACCGCCGGGAAGCUAUGGCCUUCACGGCCAUGGCAUGCCGCCAAGUGAUAAGUUCGAGAAAGCCUGGUAUGAGAAGCACCCGGACGAGUUGGCUCGUGAAGAGCAGGGCCAGUACGGUCCCGGCAUUGGGGAGCCGCGUCCGGAUUGGGCGCUGAGCAGUGACGACUUGAAUAAGAUUGUGCGCGGCUCCGCGGUCAGGGGAUCUGGUCUUGGCACUUCCCCUGCAGUAACCGGAACCCCAGAGGAAGAGUUGGGGUACAUUGCAACAGACGAAUAUACCUCCCGCCUGGCAUCCCCGCCGCCGCUAGCUCAGCGGGACUCUCAGCCUUCUGUCAAAUCCGGUCUACGGGAUAUGAGCCUGCCUCCGUCCGAUGCAGAGUCCUCGCAGCGGAAGGACAGUACGCACUCGAGAGCCAGCAGUGAAGCCGGUGUCAUCCAUGUCGAUGACCUGCAUCAUCAACUGCACCACCCGGAUGGUUAUUCCCACACUCCCGUCCCAGAGGACCGAAGUCGCACUCCUCUAGGCGAGGAUCAGGAGUACGAUGAGCCCAUCCUUGCUGCGGACGAAAUUCGCCCGGACUCCGCAUUUUUGCAUCCUGCCGUUUCCCCCACGGUUGAUAGGAGGGGAAGUGCAGAGAUUGAGAGAAGUCGGACUCCUAGCGCCUCGAACAGCAGACCCGGAAGCAGACCGGGAAGCAGACCAACCAGCCUCCACGGUGCCAUUCCCGGUCUCUCCAGAUUUAACUCUUAUGACCGUGAAGAUGUUUCGACUCCUCUCGAGGAUGUCGAUGAGUACGAGCCGCUUUUCCCGGAAGAAGAUAGCAAGCAAGAGAGACCACUUUCCACUGCUGACCGCUUCAAGCGCCGUCCAGAUGUCUCGAAGCAUAGGUUUCCUAGUGAAGAUAUCUGGGAGGACACACCCAACAGCCUGCAAUUAUCUGCAACGGUAUCGACUCCUGAUCUUCCUAAGGAGGAAUCACCCAGCACCUUUGAGACCCCCGAGCAAGAGGCUGCUCGGAAGGAGCAAACGGAACAGAUUGACUCCCACAAGGUGGCAUCGCAUAUCUUGGAGAAAGGCCACGAAAGCCCCGCCACACGACCGGCUAUGGUCAAGCAACGUUUCCCCAGCCAGGAUAUCUGGGAAGACGCGCCUGAUAGCCAGCAACUUGUGGCGACGAUAGAGCCUCACGAAGAAGAGGAAGCAGAUGUCUCGUCUAAGCCGUCCAUCCCGCCGCGUCCACAGAAGCGUCCGCAACAGGCCCCCUCAGUCGACUUGUCGCGAAAGCCCCCGGCCAUCCCCGACAAACCUAAGCCACAGAUUCCAGCUCGGCCUGCAAGACCUCUUGCACGAGGAUCAUCUGACUCUCUGACCAAGGUGACUUCCGCCGGCUCUAACGGCUCUAAUGGAAGUACUGAAGAGUCUAAAAACGGUGCCCAGCCCGUACCAAAGGCCAAGCCCGCCAUCCCGGCUCGACCUGUGGGAGGCAAGAUUGCUGCACUCAAGGCAGGUUUCCUGUCAGACCUGAACUCGCGCCUUCAAUUAGGGCCGCAACUGCCACCAAAGCCUCAGGAAAAGAAGGACGAGGAAGCUCCCGCUCCAAAAGGACCUCUGAGUGACGCACGGAAAGGAAGAGCCCGCGGGCCAGCAAGGAGGAAGCCGGCCGCAGCUGCCAGCACAGAGAAUAAGUUGCCCUCAAUACCGGAAAUUAGAAUUACUACAGCUUGGAAUGUGUGGCAAACCGACGACAGCGGAAAUCUGGUUGUGGGUCAACCCGAGGCAGAGAAGACUGAGGAGACUCCAUCCAAAGCUCCUGAUGCCUCGGAGUCCGCCGAUACAACGAUGGCACCGCCCAUUGCAAGAAACACGGCGGGAGAACCAGCGGAUCCUGGAGCGGGAGAGGUGAAGGAGACUCCAGAAAAGGCCCAACGCGAACCUGAAGUCACUUCAAGCAACCGAGUACCGGUAUACACUGAUGUCUCGAAACCAAUUGAGCCAAAUCUACCUCUGGUAGGGGAGACUAGUGUUUCUCCCGCUUCGAGUGAGGAGGUUGCUGCUGCUUCAACCGAACCGGCCGUGGAGCCGUCAAUACACCGAGACGAGGCUGAAGCGGCUUCUGCCGCUCUUGCUGAGACUUCCAUUGAAGGCAAGUCAUCUACUGACGCAGUCCCGGAUGCUGAGACGAAGGAGUCCGUUACAACUGCGGAUGACGAGAAGAAAGAGUCGGCGGCUGAGGCAAAUGCUAGCGAAUAG
Molecule: messenger RNA, 3006 nt
Organism: Paecilomyces variotii
Lineage: Eukaryota; Fungi; Ascomycota; Eurotiomycetes; Eurotiales; Thermoascaceae
Product: altered inheritance of mitochondria protein 21
Exons: 2
Coding region: 1-3006 (1001 amino acids)
Source: RefSeq, a predicted model, not a curated record